GAGUGUGAUUCUAAAUUUUUAAGGUAUAGUCUAAAUGUCAAAGUCACAAUUGUCAUUGUCAUUGUCAAUCAUAUUGCAAAUUUGAUAGCAAUUUAGGCAAGAUGUUUUGCAAUGCUUUUCUUUAUCGCGUUCGAGUUUAAAAACAAUAAUAUCAAUAAACUGUGAAUAAGUGAAGGUUAUUAGUAAACUCUAGUUGUAUAUUGUUCAAAAUUAAGCAUUGUCGUUCCGUAUAUAUUAUAUCAUUCGGCUUAAGUGAAAACAAUUCGAGAUGACGUCUGUCAAAUCGGAUGAAAAUGAGUGUAAUUUAUGACAUGUGUAUGACUUCAAAAAUUAAUAUGUAAUUUAAUAAACCCUUUACAACAUUGUGAUAACAAUACAAAAGUAGCAAGUCAUGGGCGCUAAACCAAGCACCGCAAACGGCACCCAAAGCCCCCGCACAAGGGCUUUUUCAACAAGUAGCAGUUCUGAAGUGGUCGCAGCGCCCGGUUUUCGGUUCAUGCGAGCCCUAGGAAAUGAAUUGUCUAACGACAGACAACGAGCUCGAUCUCUCUCCAGUGUUCCGGAUUUGCAUGCCAGUCAUGAGACUCUUUCAAUGCCUACAAAUGGGGCUAGCUUUGACGUUUCUACCGGAGCUAGCCCCGAGACUGAUAGCAGCUCUGCGGAAGAGGCUGGUAGUGUUUUAGGGUCAGCAGCUGCUAAUUUAGCUUUAGGAAGGGUCUAUGCCGCUCAUUCUUUGCCUUCACACAUUUGGUCUCUGAAUGGAAUUAAAUGUCCAGUAUGCAGUAAAUUUGUGAUUCCUGAUGAUAUAGAAUGUCAUUUGGUGAUGUGCCUAACUAAACCUCGGCUAUCGUACAACGAAGAUGUACUGACUGAUGAUAAAGGAGAAUGUGUCAUAUGUUUAGAAGAUUUAAGUCAAGGUGACAUAAUCGCUCGCCUUCCUUGCCUUUGUAUAUAUCAUAAGACGUGUAUAGAUCAAUGGUUCGAAGUAAAUAGAUCCUGUCCCGAACAUCCAGGCGAUUAGCAUUAUGACUAAAAUGAAGAUCUUACUACCUGUAAAUAUGUAAAUAUUUUAUUGACUUGAGUUUAUUGGAAAAAAAAUCAUUUUUAUAAAAAUGGCGUUGUGUGAAGCGUAGAUUAAAGAAAAAUCAUGAAUCCGAAUCGACGGUUACCAAAUAUGUAUUGGUUAAAAAAUUGACAACAAAAUUAUCGAUUAAAAUAGAUGGUUCGAGAUGGAAAAAUAUUGACGACUCGAUGUCCUUGUCUAGUCUAGUGAAACACGAGUUAAGACUACCCGUUAAUGAGAAGGAGGCGAAUAGGGAAAAAAUGGCUGUACACUUCCAGAAACUAAAGAAUUUCUAAAGAGAGUGUAUUAUAAAUGAACAAAAAUUUGCAAUCAUAUUUUUUGUUUUUCAUCCUUAUCUAGAAUACUGAUAUGAAAGUGCUGGCACUUCUUGCUACAUAUGAGUACAGUUCUUUACUUAUUACGUACUGUUAACAUUAUUUUUAUUUAUUAUAGUGGAUGCUCAAUAAGUUACCUGAAAAAUUGUAGCCUUAAACUUUUAUCAUAUCAAAUUUAUGAAAAAAAUGUGAGAAAUUCUUUGGUUGCUAGAAGGUUAAAUGUAUCAAUGAGAGUUUUUGGAAAAAUGGGACCACGCCUUUAAAAUAUUGAAACCAGUAAAAACGCUUUAAACAUAAUACCGUGGUUUUAUUUUUGCAAAAUAUUAAAGGGAAAAUGCUGUUAAAAUAGGUAAAAUGACCACCACUGUUGCAAAGUUUCGUAUAAUGUGUUGAUUUUUCUAUAAUCCUCAGGGUAGCGUACUUGGCCCUUUCCUUUAUCUAAUUUUUACUGCAGACCUUCCACAAACCGACAAUAUUAUAACAUCUACAUUUGUAGAUGAUACUGCAAUAAUAACCUCAGACGUGGACCCGACGAGAGUAUCUAAGAAGCUGCAAUACCACCUGGAUAUCCUUUCUAGAUAUCUACAUAAAUGGAAAAUAAGUGUUAAUACCGAUAAAUCCGCCCAAAUAACAUUUACGACAAGAAAAAGCAGAUGACCUCAAGUUACCGUAAAUAACAACACUGUUCCCAUAAAAACUGUGGUAAAAUACCUUAGACUCCACUUAGAUGAGAAACUGACAUGGAAGACACACAUAAAAGUAAAUAGAAGCCAACUUAAUCUAAACUGUAUCUGUCCAAACUAUCACUUGAAAACAAACUGACCAUCUACAAAUAUAUACUAAAGCCAAUUUGGACACAUGGGAUUGAGCUCUAGGAAUGUACCAAACCAUCAAAUAAAAAAAAAUUAAGGUCAUUUCAGUCCAAGCCACUUCGGAUGAUAUCUGGAGCAAUUUGGUAUGUAACAAAUCUAACCUUACAUGACGAUCUAAUAGUCCCAUUAAUAUAAGAUGAAAUAUCCUCUAGACUAAAUAAUUACAAAGAACGAACAUCAGAUCAUGACAAUCUGUUCAUAAGAAACCUAUUCGAUCAGACCUCAGAAUAUAGAAGAUUGCAACGAAUCUGACCAGAAUACCUACUUGAGUAACUGUGCAGAGCCAUUGCUGAAUGGUACUCGGCACAUGCAUACUACAAAAUAUAGACUAUUUACUUAUUACUCUAAAUGUUAGUGUGGAAUAGAUUGAAAGAUCAGGUACUUUUGGGGACGAACCUUGUUAAAAGUGAAGGACACGCGCCAACUCGCAAUUUUUAAUGACAAACAUUUUCAAAUUAAAAUGUAUACCGGCCAAUUCGGAACUUUUCUACUACCUGAACCUGCCAACUCGAAACCUUCUACAGGUGAAUUCGAAACCAUGGAUUAAAUCUAAUACCUCAGGUAGUUAGGUUAAAACGUAAGAAAUAAAUCUAAACAGUAACGGAUUAAGCCAACCCGUGGCCUAUCGCAAAUGUAUACCUUUCAUUAAUGUUUAUUGAUGAACAAAGCUCCAAUUAUAUUUUACUUCAACUCAUUUUAAAGCUACAUAUUUCAAUAAACUAAUCGGUUCUUUUUUCAGUUUGUUUGGUAAAAUGUUGUAACUUAUAGACGAAAAUUCUUAAAAUCGGCUAUUUUUCAUUUAAAUUGUCAAUAAAUAAAUAAAUUGAGAAAAAAUUGGUCAGAUUUACAUAAAUUUUGUUAUUCUAUCCAUAUAGAAAUUAAAACAAUUGUUGCAAGUAGUAGUUACACUGAGUGUCAUAGAAACCGUGUAUUUUUACUCAUCUCUUUGGACUAGUUCACGUAAUAUCGAGAUAGAAGUGUUAUUUUUACAUGUUAUUAACGUUUAACUGACUUAAUUUAUAGUUUUAUAAGCAACAAUUAAGUAUAGCAAGAUUUAUAAAACCUUGUUUAAAUUGUUUUACAUGCACUAUAAUGCACUAGACAAAAAAUAGUAAAAAUGUGCAUUUUUGACAUCAAAUUGUUGAUAACCAACAUAAAUGUUUGUUGCUACUAAAAAUAUUAAAAAAAACUUACCGUCAGUAUAACAGGUUACCUUGCAACCAGAUGCAGAACAGUACCAUAAAUGUUUUCCACUUUUUAUCACUUUAUUUAAGUUAAAUUUAAAAUUAUUUACCACCAAUAACUUACACCCACGUUCACUCAUUACUAAAUCUGUUACAAGAAUUUCAGCCAUUUUCACAAAAUUUAUUUGGAUUUUCUCUAAUAACUCUUCCAAGAGACAAUACAUAAAUGAUGAAUACAUUUUACACCACCUUCAAAGAGGUACAGGUACAUACCUGGAAUAUCGGUAUUAGAUUACAAUUACUUAAAAAAUGAAAGUUAUAAAUUCACCGGUAGUUAGUAGGUUAUCGAAAAAUUAUCUGCGCGUCAGAGUUGCCAGUUGACCUGUAAUUAGGAUGGGGGAUUAAAAUAGUUACAAAUUCACCGGGACCCAAAGUUAAUACUUUGGUAUAACUCCAAAUCAAUCCAAUAUACGAAACUGAGCAACAGUAACCGCUAAGACAAAACGAGAAUUUGUUUUCAUAAUUAUCCCAAUAUUCGUUUCGAAAAAUAUAUUUUUGAUACUAUUGUAUGGCUGCUGUUUAAUUAUUUUUUGGUUUAGAUAUUUUUUAACGUUUUUGUACGGCAUCGAUGUUUGUAAUCUUAGGUCAUACGUAUUAGCUAAUUCACUUAUAAUAAAAAAAUAUAAUUUAGGAUUUAAGUCAUCACAUUUUAUAGACUGAAGUUGUGAUCGGGUGUAAAAAAGAAAAAUCAAUAUGUGGAGGUUGGUUUUUUUGUACAAGGUGUUGUAUCCUAAACAGUAACAACAGAAGCUUUUGUUUAUUCUUCAGAUGAUAUUUUGUUCUUACAAUGUAAUGAAGCACGUAAGUUAUUAUUGUUAUUUCUUUAUUAGUAGGUAAUCAAAACUAGAAGUUGUACAAUCUAAUGUGUACGCUUACAUCAAGUGUCUACUCAUUGGCAUGAUGAAGUCGUAUCUAGAACCAGUCAUACAUCGCAACCAUUGGGUAGAUCUGUCAUAUCAGCAGUUUUCUUACGGCUUAUAUCAGUUCAUUUUAAAGUAUGAGGUAAUUAGUAGAACAAACUUGAUUUAAUUAGCAAUGCUAGGGCCCCUGUAGAGCCCAGGCAUAUUGAACCGCGCUCUUUUAAUCGUCUCGGUUCAUAAUUUUAUAUUUAGGCUCCGGAGGUCAUUUUCCACGUCAUUCAGACAUCUAAUUACUCGAUUCCGCAGAUGUCUUCCGCUGGUAUUUAUUGAUAUAUGCUUCUUGCACAUCUUUCUUCAUGUACUUCAGAUCUACCAACCAUCCAGCUCUUUUUACCUCUGUGACAAGUCUUGCCUUUCCAUAAAGUUGGUUAACUUCGCCAGUAGUACAUAUUCACCAAUCACAAAAAGCAUCAUGAAUUCGUCAGACAAUUUUGGUUUCAUCACAAGCUUUGGUUCAUCUCGUUUUACUGGCAUACAAGACAACUGGCCUUAGAUUAUAUAUCAUCAUCAAUGGCGUUACAACUCUUCGUGAGUUUUUCCGCGUUUAUUAUUGCCUGCCAUGUUUGUCGGUCGUGUGCCACUAUUUCCCAUUGUCUCACUCCCAUUUUCUCCAGAUCUUCUCUGACUGCAUCUUUCCACCUUUUUCUAGACCGUCCUACAGACCUUCUCCCGUAUGGUCUUUCCCAAAAUACAUAGAUUCUGUACAAUUCUUUUUCUUUCCAGUUGAAUGAACGUGAGGUGGUAACAAAAUAGUUUCUGUUAUCAGGUUCGAGAUGUUAUGCCAUCUCGUUAUUUUAGCUUAUAGCGUGCUUAUGUCGUCAGCAUAGGCAAGGAGUUAUGUAGAAUGUAGAUAUUUCGUGGUAAAUCAGAAAGAAGCAGCAGUUAAAAGAAGACCUAACUUGUUUUAAAUACAUAAUCACAUUUUGUCACUGACUGGUUCAUGUAUAUUUUCCGUUUUCAACUGUUUUAUGCAACACCUUAUACAACACAACAACGUCUUUUAAUGAGUUAUUGCUUAUUAGAAUUUGUGGAAUCAUAAGAAAAUGUUCGAAAAGUUUCUUAUAGUACAGAAAGAUCUAGAAUAUUAAUAUUGUUAAUAUUAACACGAUCAACAUUAAAUUUUGGGUCUAUAAUGCAUUCACAGUAAAAGAAGAGCGCUACUAAACAAAUAUUUGUGGACAAGUCGACUCACAUACUCAUUAUAUAUUAAUCCACUCACCCCCUCUUAUCUCCACUACUAAUUUACGAUCCUUCAGGAAAUGAAUAUACUGCUCGAAAGAUUAUCCCGUAUAAAAAUUUAAAUAUUGUAGGGCAUAUACAGGGUGUUUCAUUAACAAUUGUCCAUAUAGUAACUGGAGAAACCUUAGCACAAAACACUUAAAUAAAAUAUUCCUCCUUACCGAGAUACAGAGUGUUUUAUUACAAAUAUUCUAAAAUGAUUUUAACCCAUUGUUCAAGCACCUUUUAAUAUUGUGUGUUUAAACGUGACACACAGUUUACACAUAUUAGGGUACUUUAACUAGUCUUAAAAGAUAGUUUUCCGCUGUUACUAUAGGCGUGCUGUAGAGGUAUUUUCAAGUUAUUUACGUUUAAAGAUAAUGGAUUCCAUAAGACUAUGUACUUUAAUCUACAUUCAAUAAUAUGUGUUUAAAAUACAUAAUCUUAUUGAAUACAUUAUAUUAAAACGCAAAUAACUUGAAAACUACUUACUUUAUUUUCGCCUCUUUUUCCCCCUCACAAACUACGCCACUGUCGUAAUAAUCAUUUCAGCAUGUUUUUUGAUUCCUUGUUACUUUUUACAUAAAUAUCAUCCGUUUGUCUUAUUGCGAUAAAGUAAGUAGUUUUCAAGUUAUUUACGUUUAAAGAUAAUGGAUUCCAUAAGACUAUGUACUUUAACCUACAUUCAAUAAUAUGUGUUUAAAAUACAUAAUCUUCUUGAAUCCAUUAUAUUAAAACGCAAAUAACUUGAAAACUACUUACUCUAUCGCAUUGAGACAACGGAUGAUAUUUACGUAGAAAGUAACGAAGAAUCAAAAAAACAUGCUGAAAUGAUUAUUACGAGAGUGGCGUAGAUUGUAAGGGGGGAAAGGGGCGAAAAGGAAGUAUACAGGGUGAGUCAUAACUAUAGGGACAUAGACUAAGGACAGGUUAUUUGGACCAAAAUAUGGCUAUUGGGCCAAAUAUGCCUUAAUAAAAUGUUGCUGAGAAAAAAGAUACAGGGUGUUAAAGUUAAUUUUUGUUUUUCGUUUUUUGCUAAUAGUUUCCCUGUAUAUUUAUAAAUUGCUAUCAAAAUUGGCACAGAGGCAUAAUCUUAGACAAGAAAUAGUAUUUUAUCUACAAUUUUACGUUUUGUCAUAGAGGGCGCCACGUGGAUCAUUCCCGAUGAUCAAAUUGAGUCUAAACUUUUUCUGAUGAAACUUUUUAGUAAUUUUUAUUAGAAAAUAUGACGUAAACAUCAUUUUUACGUAAAAUUGGUACUCUUGUUUAAACAUGAUAAUUUCAACCGUUUUCGAUAAAACCGCAGUCGAACUGCUUAGAGUCUUAAAAAGGAUUUCAAAUAUUAUUUCAUUUAUGAAAAGUAUGCUUUGGAAUGUCACAUAAUUGUUGUUGGUAAAUGUCAUUUGUUCAGAGUAAAUUAUUUUUGAUAUAACAGUGUAGUGCAGUGUUGCAUUUUUUAAAAGUAAUCAUUACUUUUUUGAUUGAAAUGCCUCGUCACAAUCAUUUCAGUUGCAACUUUGUUUAUUAGUUUGGUAUUUGAUAUCCCCUUCUGAGUUCCUGAAAUCUUCAAUUGCGUUUUUAUCGAAAACGGUUGAAAUUAUCAUGUUUAAACAAGAGUACCAAUUUUACGUAAAAAUUAUGUUUACGUCAUAUUUUCUAAUAAAAAUUACUAAAAAGUUUCAUCAGAAAAAGUUUAGACUCAAUUUGAUCAUCAGGAAUGAUCCACGUGGCGCCCUCUAUGACAAAACGUAAAAUUGUAAAUAAAAUACUAUUUCUUGUCUAAUAUUAUGCCUCUGUGCCAAUUUUGAUAGCAAUUUAUAAAUAUACAGGGAAACUAUUAGCAAAAAACGAAAAACAAAAAUUAACUUUAACACCCUGUAUCUUUUUUCUCAGCAACAUUUUAUUAAGGCAUAUUUGGCCCAAUAGCCAUAUUUUGGUCCAAAUAACCUGUCCUUAGUCUAUGUCCCUAUAGUUAUGACUCACCCUGUAUAUCCCUACAGCACGCCUCUGGUAACAGCGGAAAACUAUCUUUUAAGACUAGUUAAAGUACCCUAGCAUGUGUAAACUGUGUGUCAAGUUUGAAAAAAAUAUAUUAAAAGGUGCUUUAACCAUAGGCUAAAAUCAUUUUAGAACAUUUGUAAUAAAACACUGUGUAUCUCGGUAAGGAAGAAUAUUUUAUUUAAAUGUUUUGGGUUAAAUCUUCGUAUUUUGUGCUAAGAUUUUUCCAGUUACGAUAUGGACAAUUGUUAAUGAAACUCCCUGUAUAUUAUAUUCUCUUAUUAUUGUCAUACUAAUAUACAGUAAGUCAGCAGAAGAUUUCAUAAUGUUGUUCUGAAGCUAUUUCCUUGUGGCAUUUUUAUAAUUAACUAAUUUUAUUGGGAAAUAAGCCACAAUUAAAUUGAAAAAAUAAUUUUAUUAACGUUUCGACGCCCAAAUCGGAUGUCGUUGUCAAAAUACAGAAUAUUUUGUAUUUUGACAACGACAUCCGAUUUGGGCGUCGAAACGCUAAUAAAAUUAUUUUUUCAAUUUAAUUGUGGCUUAUUUCCCAUUAAAAAUAGUUAAUUAGAAUUUUUCAUAGAGUAGUAUUUUGUUAUUUUGAUUUGAUCCUAUAACCGCUCUACCCAUUUUCUGAAUAAAAAUACAGAAGAUCAUCUGACUAAAAUAGGAAAUUUUUGUAAGGCCGUUCUGUACGCUAGUGAUUUAAAAAAUUAAAAUUCUGUGAUAAAUUUGAACAACGGUCUAGUCAUAUAUUAUUAAAUUCUUUUCCCCUUAUGGUUCCACAAUUUCAAAAUAUUCGAAAUUUUUUAUUAUUCGACUGUUAUAGAAGGGUUUGUGUUCGGCAUAUGUCGAGCAUCGGCUAGAAGCAACCGUAAACAAAAAUUGAAUAAAAAAAAUGCCUGUGUAAUUUUUGUAUUUAAAGCAAAUAGCCUCUAGGUCAAAAUACUUUUAUGUACAGACAUUUUUAUGUACUUUGAAUAACAUAAUUAGGUGUAAACAAUCAGUAAAACGGUACCUAUCCUUAAAAAUAUCUUCCCAGAUUAGGUUACGUUUUGGCACAUGUAAGAAGAAGGCGAUAUUUUAUAUGUAAAAUUUCUAGUGUUUUAAAAAAAGUUUUAUUUGUGAUAUAGGCACACGAAAAUAGAAAAUUAUUAUUUUUAAUAACAAAAUAAUAAUAGGUCGGAGUGCAGAAUCGUUGAUAACUAUCUGUUGCCUGAGCUUUUUACAAAUUUAUAAAGACACAGGCCGAUAAAUAGCGGACAUGGGAAAAUCUACAAUAUACAUCCAUCACCCCUAAUAACACCAAACAUUCCAUGUAUAUUCCUAGAAUGUACACACAGGACAUUGAAAACAUUCCUGGAAUGUCCUCAAAAGCACAAGAAUGUCCCCUUAAUAUCCCAGGAAAGUCCUCUGUCAGCAUUUUAAACAUUCCUUGAAUGUCUUGUUGGAACAUUUCAUGAAUGUCUACGAAUGUUCUUUGGACAUUCACAGUAUAUUUUUUAGACAUUCCCUGGAUAUAGUCGCUGAUGUGACAUAAUACCUCCGAUUUGUUUUUUCAUGAGUUUAGUAAGAGAGGCUAAAAACUUUUUUUACAGUCGCCUUCUAUUUUUAUAUGAUAUUUUUUGACAUGUUUUGUAGUAAAUUCAACUAUCUAUUUAAUACAAAACAUGUCAAAAUUUACACGUGAAAACAGGAGAUGACCUUAAAAUGGUUUUUCGUCUCAUACUAAAUUCAUGAAAAAGCAGAUAGGAGGUAUUGUCACAUCACCGACGAUAUACUAGAAGUAUAUGUGGCCAUACAAAAUAAUACAUCCUUGAUAAAUAUAAACAUUUUUAUUGCACAAAAUCUUGUCAUAUAUUUUUUCCCAUAUUCAUCACUACGCUGUAUUGUAUUCAUUGUAUUAAAUUGUACAUUACAAUUACAAUCUGGUCAUAACUGACCAAUGAGCAAUUUUCAUUUAACCUAAAUUACUACUGUUCCUUAAAAUGAAGAGCUUACCUCAUAGUGUCUCUUAUCUAAUCUAACAAGAUCGUGCACUAUUUUAACAUACACAGGCACACAAGCAUUAUGCUCUGCUUUUCACUGUCACCUACCACUCAUACUAGUUCAAAAGGCUUUGUCCUCUUCAAUCUUCUAGUUUGCCCAGUGGUAUCGAGGAGCUGAAUUUCCUCAAUAUUCUUGUACUUAUGUGAAGUUGUUGCUGGUGACUUCCAACUUUAAAAACAAAUCCAGCUGUAAAAGAUUUAUGUGCCUGAAGGCUUUUGUAUGCUUUCAUCUACUGCUUAGAGUAGUAACUGUGAGACUCAACACUAAUAAGUAUAAAUAUUAUGAUAUUUAUCUAACCAGAUAUGUAUAAAUAUCUAUAAUAGUAAUUUGGUGGAAUGCACUUUACUGUAAUAUCCAAUUGUGACUGAAUUGUAUAUGGAUCUAAAUCCCCAAUUAUUUUCAGCUUCUAUAAAUAUUUAAAACAAUAAAAGAAAUAAUGUUAUUGCUUGCAAAAUUCAUCAUUAUUGAUAAAUAUCAGGGAAAAAUGAACAGUAAAUAAAAAUUGUUUCCCCUACCUUUCUCCAACAUCUGAAGUUUCCAAUAAUAAUUUCCUUAAAUAAUCAUUUUGCAUUGUGGUAAAGUUUAUAAAGUUCACAAAAAAAAACAGCAAACGAAAUCAAAAUGAAUCCAAAAUAGACAAAAUACGACGAUAGACAAUGAACAUAACCUCUGUAACUUUGUAUGCCAAUGCCAACCAGAAGUCACGUGGUUUGGAUGGCCCAAUACCAAAUACAUAGAUACACGCGCGGCAAAUUUGAAAAUGAACGCAAAUUGAAUAGUAAAUGGUCUCUCUUAAAAUGUAGGACAUUGGUAGUAUGUUCAUAGAAUGUCUUGAGGUAACAUUCCACCAAUAAUUUAAUCAGAUGUUCACCGAACGUUCCUUGAAUGUCCAGGACAUUCAAACAUUAAUAGAACUUUGAUAGUACAUUCCUGGAAUGUUUUGUGUUGAUAGGGACCUGCCCGCUUGUAGAUGGAAGUAUACUGUAGAUUCUCCUAUGUCCGCUAUUUAUCGGCAUGUAUCUUUAUAAAUUUGUAAAAAGCCCAGGCAACAGAUAGUUACCAAGGAUUCUGCACUCAGACCUAUAGAGAAUUUUCUAUGUCUCUAGAUAGAUGUCGCUAACACGCCCGCACGCAUUUAAUAUUUUAUUAAUAUGCAUACUUCGACAGUUCGGAUUCAGUUCGCUUUGGGAUACACCACAGGCGGCUCUGAAGACGCUGAAAAGCAGAAACCUUGGUCAGCCGAUGGUGGUGGUCCCCAAUCGAAUUUAAUCUAAAGCUAUCGUUCCUCAAAAUAAUAAUAGACAUACAAUUCUGUGCAUUCUGUCAAAUAGAUCUGUGUGUUAUAGACUUUAUAACAAUUUUUGCCGUUGUCGUGGGGUUACCAACUUCAUUUAUUGUUCCAGAAAAUCUCAUUUUUAAAUUUUAUUUCAGUUUUAAUAUACAAUAUUUACUAUUUUCGUUUGCCUAUAUACUAGAUGCGUCAAUUUUUGUAAGGACCUAACAAUUAGUAUAGAAUUGUCUAAAGUAUUUUUACGUUUUUGUAAGAACACACGAAAAAUUAUAGUUUGACACCAAAAUGACUAAGAAUAUUUUUAGAAAUAAUAGGAUUGCACACAUUUAAAAACUGAUAUCAGAGUUAUUUGCGCCUUUGUAAUUUAUAAUGAAACUUUGACGAGCUUGUAAUGUCUCCUAAUUUAAUGUUUUGCUCGUUUUUUAUAAGAACAAAUCACGAUUACACAUCAGUGUCAUCUUUUUUUAGUGAUUCCAGUGAGACAAUUUUCCAGUGUUUUCAUUUUCCAGUGUUUUCCUGUUUGCUCUAAACGCAAUGCUCUGUGUAGUGUGUUGAGUAAAUGUCUUAUUACUAAGUAAAGCCGGAUAGAUUCUAACUUAAUCAUACUUUACGUAACCAAACUUGGUUUUUUUUUGUAAGCAUUUAUUAACAAUCAGAUUGAUAACAAGUACAAUAACUUACAUCAACUAUAGUAUUGUACACUAAUAUGGCGUUGAGGUACAUAAAUCACCCAGCGGUACCUCCCUUUCAGCGAAUAUCUAUGGGCCAUAAUCUUCGCAAUCUUCUGUUGUUCAGUGGCUGCAGUUGUGGUAAUAUUAAUUGGUUGGGGUGGCCUUCCAAUUUCUCGUGGUGUCUGUUGGCUAUAUCUUUAACUACUGUGCUGACUAACGGGAUGUUUAGGUCUCUAUAAACGGUUUGGUUGGAAAUGUACCACGGGGCAUUUGCGAUGAUGCGUAGAAUUUUUGAUUGGGUUCUUUGGAUAAUUUUUGUAUUUGAUUUGCUGGCACAACUCCAUAGUUGUAUACCGUAAGUCCAUAUAGGUUUGAUGACUGUUUUAUAAAUGAGCAGUUUGUUCUCAAUUGAGAGUCGAGAUUUUCGACCUAUAAACCAAUUAAUUUCUUUCACUCUCAACUCAGUUUGUUUCUUCUUCUUUAAAAUGUGUUGUUUCCAGUUUAAUUUAGAAUCAAGAUGAAGCCCCAGGUAUUUGACGAUAUUCUGUUGGGGUAUGUUGACUUGAUUAAUUCUAAUAUUUGGCUAUUGGUCUUUCCUUAGUGUGACAGUUAUAUGUGUUGACUUAGUUUCAUUAGCUUUUAUCUUCCAUUUCUUUAACCACUGUCCAAUUUGGUCUAGGUGUUCUUGAAGUUUUAAUACUGCAAUGUUGGAUCCUCUUCAGUUGCAAAUAUUGCUGUGUCAUCAGCGAAAGUUCCAACGGUGGUUUGUGGAGAGGUUGGUAAAUCGGAUGUGUACAGUACAUAAAGAAGUGGACCCAGUGAACUACCUUGUGGGACUCCUGAUUGAAUUUUGUUAUGGUUUGAUAGAGUUUCAAAUUCUCCGUGAUUUAGAUAUGAUUUUAAUAAAUCAAAGUUGGGUAAAGAUUUUUUGAUUUUAUAAAGUAAUCCUGGGUGCCAUACCUUAUCAAAUGCUUGGCUGAUGUCCAGAAAGGCUGCUGUAAAACUUAGUUUGUAGUUAACGUAAUAAAAUCUUAACAAACAUUCACCUAAUCUAGCUCCCUCUUCUCUUACCACGAACCUUAGCUUUUUUAUGGAUAAAUCUAGUAUUAUUAUCGAUAUCUCGAAACCUUUUUUAUUAUUGAGGUUGAAAGGUUCUAACCGACUAGGGAAGAUGUAACUAUACUAAAAUCACAAUCAAGAUGCACUAGAAGUAAACAAACUAAGACACGUUAACUGUUAUAAGGAACUCUUGAAUCAUGAUUUACAAUGUAUAAACUCUGUAAAUCAUCAUUUGGGAUUUACAAUGUAUAUACAUUGUAAAUCAUGAUUUAGGAGGGCUCCUUGUAACAGUUAAUGUGUCUUGGUUUGUUUACUCCUAGUGCAUCCUGAUUGUGAUUGUAGUAUAGCACUGUUGCAUUCGAUUCGGAAAGAAACACAUGCAAGAAGAUAACAUCCAAGGUAUGGAUUAUAGGGCUUUUCAUUCACAGUCAUUUGUUUCGAGCUUCUGUCAUGUAUCACAUAAUAUUAAUAUAUCUACGUCAUACGUUAUUGGUAUAUACCUUGACACAAACCAAAGACGUAUGACGUGGAUAUAUUAAUAUUACGUGACACAUGACAGAAGCUCGAAACAAAUGACAAUCGAUGAAAAGCCCUAUAUGCGCCGCAUGCAACCCUGAUCAGUUGCCUACCAACUGAAACCACCCAUUCUUCGGACAAGGCACCCUCUAACGAAUUUUAUCGGUGACUGCACAAAGCAUUGGGAUGCUUUGUGUAGUCUGAAAAUUUGAGAAAAAACUGGAAAAAGAUUUUUAAUUAAAAGAUAAAAACCACUUAAAAUAACAUACAAAGAGAUGAAUGGGAAACGUAUCCGUUACCUGUAGGGCAGUAGCAGAAGUAGUCCGGUACGCGUUGGCCACCUUAGUAGGGGAUUUUUUCGUGCUUUUGUAAGCAGUUCUUUAUGUUUAGGUUUAGCCAUUCUCAAAACUGUGUACCAUAUGGAGGUAAGAGAGUGGAUACUACAAACUGAAGGUACAUUCUUCUUUUGAGGGCAGUAGGACCGCGGAUGUUUGGCAUAAUUUUUAUGAAUUUCGCGGUUCUCUCUCAGUACAUAGGCUUUAUCCUUGUAUUACCUAUUACAAAAGUCAGAUUUGAACGGGCUCUUGGGCCUUUCAAGAUAAAGAAUAUCUGUUUUUUUCUGUUGCCAACUCUAGAUCUUAUUUUACCAUCCAACUGUUGACUUUUCUGAAGCUUCUGUUGACUAGCCUUUCUAAUUCCAAUAUAUCUCGAAGCCUAGAGCUAAAUUGAACAAAAAACAAACUUUGAAGUUUUUUUUUUAAAUUAAUUUUUAAAAAAUUACACAACUUUUUGAAAAAUGACAAAAGACUAUCAUUUGGACUGAGUUAAAAAUAUAAACGACUAUGGCACCUCGGACGAAUUUUCACUCGGCUAUUCCCACUGUCUUAAGCCGGGUACACAUAUGCGAGCCGAACUGUAUGCGAACGCUAUAUUCGCGUAAUUUGUACGGCAGGACGAACCGCUUACGAGCUGUUUCUUUUGUCACGAACCACGGUCUGUCGGUUUUUGGGAUGAACACAAAAGGAUUUUGCAGUUUAAAUUGGACGGCGUACACAGCGAUAUUGUCUCGUCAAAUCGAGAUUGUGUGAAUGACGUGUUCCUAGAGAUGAGAAACGUGAGAAACAUAAUGUAAUCAAUUUUUAUUUUAGCGCUCGUUCACAUACAAGCGCUUACGCCGCGGUUUACCUGAAAAACCCAAACGCCGCGGUUUACCUGAAAAACCCAAACGCCGCGGUUCAAGUUAACAUAGAAGUAAGUGCAACCGCUCAACAUGCGUACACAUGCAACCGCUCAACGUCGUCAAACCGCGGUGGUUGUAAGUUAAUAGGGGAGGAAUGUUCCCUCAUAUGUACGAGCGCUUAUACACUCAUGUGCAAAAAAAUCGAUUCACUUAAAAAUUUGGUUAUUUUUGAUGCUCGAAUUUUCUAAACGUGUUGUCCGAUUUAAGUGAUUUUUUACCAUGUUAUAGCCUUAUUCAUUAACAAUAUCGCUGUAAUAAUAUUGUUGCCAGACAGGUAAACUGUCAUUGUAUACUGGGUGUACGAAUCAAACUGUGUUUUUUUUAUCGUUUAUAAAAUACUGAAAUUACAACUUAACUAUAGCCUCAAAAUUUCUUAACAUUCUGUUUUUAGAUUCAUUCGCUUAUGUUGGAUAAUAGGAAAGUUAGGUAUUUUAACAACAUGCCAUGUUCGUCAUCAGUACAGGGUGUUUCUAAAUAAGUGCGACAAACUUUAAGGGGAAUUUUACAUGAGAAAAUAAUGACAGUUUGCUUUAUAAUCAUAUGUCCGCAAAUGCUUCGUUUCCGAAAUACGGGAUGUUAAAUUUUUUUUAAUUUUAAUUUCAGUAUUUUAUAAAUGCUAGAAUAAUCCACAGAGUGAUGCCAACUUUGAGGAAAAACACAGUUUGAUUCGUACACCCAGUAUACAUUGACAGUUUACCUGUCUAGCAACAAUAUUAUCACAGCGAUAUUGUUAAUGAAUAAGGCUAUACCAUGGUAAAAAAAUCACUUAAAUCGGACAACGGGUUUAGGUAAUUCGUGACAUCAAAUUGACCAAAUUUUUUAGUGAAUCGAUUAUUUUGCACCCGAGUGUAAUUGAUAAACAAAUAAUAACUGUCUUUAAUUACAUUUAGAAGGUGACUUUGAGAUAAAAUUUAUUAAAAAAUUCAUCAAUAAAAUCUUUUACAUUAAACUUCGCACAAUUUGGUUCGUAGUUAGUUCGUCGCUUUCCAUGGAUCGUGGUGAGUUUGCGAUGAGUUCGCUGUAAAUAUAUUUUCAACGAACUGUAUGCGAAUAGUUCGCAAACAGUUCGGCUCGCAUAUGCUCCUGCUUUACCGAGACGAUAAAAUUAAAUUUUGAUUUAGUUAUGAAAUUUAAGUUUUUUAUUCUCUAAAUUUUGUUAAAUAUUUAGGUGCAAGGACAAACCUUAUGGGAUAUCAGUUUUUAAUGUGUUUAAUUUAAAUUAAUUUUUAAUUGACGUUCCGUUUUAAGUGUGUCUCAUUUAUAGCGUGUAAAUAACAAAUAUGGAUGCCAUUCUUUUAAAAAUUUGAUAAGUUUUGACUGUAUUAGUUCAUUACAAACAGUGGAUAAACAAUGAUAGGAAUAUUGUAACAUGUGGCGGCAAACAGGAGAAGAGUAUCUUAUUUAUAGUAUUGUUUUUUUGAAAAAAAAAAAUGCGUUGUUUUAUCAUAUCUCGGAAAAUAGUAGACUACUUCAAAAUGAUUUAGCUAAGAAAUAAAGAUAUUUUUCUGCUACUGCACUUGUCCCCACUUCUAGUAUUUUUCUACUGUCGCAUUGCUAUUGAAGCAAAUUUAGUUUCGGCAUGCAAUCAAGAAAUAAGUGUGAAUUUAAACCAACCAACCAAAGACAUUUUAUUAAAGUGAUUUUAAAUGAUAAGGUGCUACUUGUGAACUACUGUAUUUUUAAGUUUUAAUUGUUACCUAUAUUUUUAGUACGAUUGUCCUUAAAACUGUUUAGAAAUUUUUGUUUUAUGUUGAAUUUUGUAUUUGUUGCGUCGGAAACUUCUUCUAAAGAAGUGCCAUAUUUUCAUCAUUAUUAAAGUGAAUAUCUAGGGUGUAGCCUUGUAGUAACAAUAAAUCUGUAACAUUUUCAA
Molecule: messenger RNA, 16343 nt
Organism: Diabrotica virgifera virgifera (western corn rootworm)
Lineage: Eukaryota; Metazoa; Arthropoda; Insecta; Coleoptera; Chrysomelidae
Product: E3 ubiquitin-protein ligase ZNRF1
Exons: 4
Coding region: 392-1021 (209 amino acids)
Source: RefSeq, a predicted model, not a curated record